This is a messenger RNA of Lineus longissimus, 3162 nucleotides long. RefSeq lists its product as uncharacterized. The coding region runs from base 126 to 2501 and encodes 791 amino acids. Lineage: Eukaryota; Metazoa; Nemertea; Pilidiophora; Heteronemertea; Lineidae. The transcript is spliced from 2 exons. Gene Ontology annotation, molecular function: protein binding. The record is from RefSeq and is a predicted model, not a curated record.
GUUUUCGAUGUUGAUGGCAAUCUUGACAUAAGAGGCGCUGAUUUCGUUCCUUUGAAUAAACAGUGAAUCAAGGCUGACAACAACUUAAAAGUUUUCUUUAUGUGGCCUGCAGUCCCAAAUCGGCCAUGCUGUCAGCUGUCUUUGGGAGAUUAUACAGUGGCUACCAGUACACCAAGAGUUGGAUCCCAGGCUUCCAUCAUGCACAAACUCAGGUUCUUCCCACGCAAGAAACUGUCUACAAAGUGAGGAAGCUAUUUGACAUUGUUGAUAAGUUGAAGUUAAUAGAGGAGGCUUCAAAGGAAUGCAGGCAUGAUGCUGCAGGGCAGAAAGUUUUUGAGCGUGGAGGAGGAGGUUCUGACUUGGUUAAAGAAGUUGAAUAUGACCUCAGGGAAUUUAAACUGAACCUUGAUAGCUGCCCAAAGAAUGAGGACCUCUCGGACAUUGCAGGUGACACUGGAUAUAACGUUCUGCAGUACUGCAUCAUCAAAAACCAAAUCAGUGGUGUUCGAGUCAUUUUAGAACGUGGCUGGGAUCUCAAUAUUGGUGGCUGCAGUAAACCAUUGCAUCUGGCGUCCAAGUUGGGUUAUGGUCAGAUUGUUGAAGACCUAUUGCUGGCUGGUGCAAAGGCUGACAUCCAGUCGUCAGUGUGCUACCCAGACUCUCACACUCCAGCCAACUGUGGCUCAUUGCCUGUACCAUUUACCGGGUAUUUCCAGAAGAGACCUAAAUGCCUUGGAAGUUCCGACCCGAUGCUGCCUGUUUACUAUGCGCUAGAAAACGAUCAUUUGGAAGUGGUUCAGGUUCUUCUAAGGGCCGCUGCAACCAACAGUGCAACUGUGCCUUACAAAAUGCAAAACCUCUUCAAUAUGGCUUGUAAAUUCGGAGCCUACAGGUGCAUUCAUUAUUUCCUUGAGUCUCUUGGACAGUACUCCUCACUGAAUGAUAACAAAUCAUCUCCUGAUCGAAGACCCCCCAGCCCUCAACAUGGUUAUGUGUAUUCAAUACUUCACUACUUUAGUGACCAGAACAACAUUGAUGUGAACUUUCGAGACAGUGAGGGGCACUGCCCGCUAUUCUACAGUUUGCCAUACGGCGAAAAGUGCAUGAAACUUUUGAUUGAGAGCUCUGCCAAUGUUCAUGUCAAGACGAAAAAGUCUGAGACAGCUUUACAUCUUUUGUUCAGGAGAAAUUAUGCACCGCUUGAAUUAGCUGGGUCUUUGAAACUGUUGUUGGGGAAUGGUCUGGAGGAGGACACGAGCACAGUGGAUAGUUCAGGGAACACUGCCUUGCACUAUGCUGUCUCACAUGUCAAUCAUCGAGUAAACUCUGUCGUCCAGAGCGACAUCUUGUGCUACGAAGGUGAAGAUUUAGAAGACGUUUCCAUGGACACGCAGUGGGGUUACCAGCAACAAGUGGUCGAGACUUUAGAGUUACUUCUUCAACAUAACUGUGAUUUGAAGGUCCAGAAUAAGACGGGGAACACUGCUUUCCAAAAGCUAAUCCAGAAUUUGUAUAGCUAUUUCACAGCCGCUCCGAAUGUGGAGCAACUACACUGGAGGCAGGGUUACUUAGUUACGAUGAAGGCAUUCGACCGUGCAAUGGAUACCCUUCUCAAAUAUGGUGCUAUGGUGAAUCAGUGUAACCCUGCUGGUCUUUCUCCCCUGAGAAUAAUCCUGCAGACAUUGCUUAACAUUGACCAGGAUGUGCUUCCACAGUAUACCGGUGAUUUUGUCGAAUGCCUGGACGUGCUCUGUAAACAUGGUGCUGAUACGAACUUUUUUGUGGGACACAGUGGUGGUUUGUGUGUAUCCAUGUUAACUGCCCUCGGAGAGUCAUGCAUUUGCUACACUGCACCAAGCUACACUGAUGAAAUGAAAAGAGAGAAUGCCAUGUUUGUAAACCAAGUCUUAAAUCUGUUGUUGUCCUACGGUUUAAAUCCCAACUACAGUUCACGGCGCCGCCGACCAUACCUCCAAGGAGGAAAUGGCAACGCCCUCGUUGAGUUUGUCCAACUCACACGCUGUGUGACAUCAGUGUAUGACCUCCGGUACAUCUACUUGUGGGUCAAGACGCUCCUCCAGAGGGGUGCAGACCCUGAUAUUGAACCCUACCCUGCUGAUCCGACAAUCGUUCAUUGUCAAAGUUCCAUCUUCCUGAAACACAAUAAGACGCAGGCAGUCAACCACUACAUGCAUCAGAUUAAAGACUUGAGUGCACUCCUUGGCGAUCACUACAUCUUGAAACUUCUCCUUCUGUUCUACAGUUCCAUGGAUCAUGACAUAGUCUAUCAGAGCCUGAACAUGGCCAAGUCAAAGUUCGAUAAUCAGAAAUGUGAACGAUUUUACCACAUUUUGAACGAGUUGUCUUGUCAACCGCGAAGCCUCAAACAGAAUGCUAGGAUUGCUGUUUAUAAGGCAUUGGAUCGUAACUUGGUUGGACGAGUUGAUUUGCUGGAUAUUCCUGAGAUCUUGAAGGAAUAUCUUCUUGAGAUUGAACCUUGAAGUUUUAAUUUUGUAUGGACAGAUUUAUUUAUCCUACACAGUUCAACUGUGAUUUGAGUUUCUUAAGUUUCAUGCCUUCGAGUGAGUUAUUACUAAAGAUCUCAAUCACUCCAUCAUAGCUGCUGUAUAUUUUGCUGUAUAUUUUCAAGGCUCUUUAAUUGUGUACAUUUUUGAUUCUGCCAUUUUGUUGUAAAUUUCUAUCUAGAUGAUCAGGAGAAAUCUACUCAUCGUGCCAUAGGCCGUUCCGUUAGGAGCAGGGUAGGUAAUUAACCUGCUAUCAUUAUGAUCAUAUACUUAAAAAUGUGGCCAACAUAAUUACCAUAAAUUGCCAACAGUCAUCACUUCUUCUUUGUCUUGCUGCUGUUUGUCCUACUGCUUUCUAUUUUGUGUAUUCAUACUUCAAAACUAUCAAUUAUGUGUUCGGUUUAUCUCUGUAUCUAAGAAGUAGAAAUUUGGACACAGGCACCUGUGGAUCAAAACUCCAGCCCAACUGUCAACACCCAUAUUUUAUAAGUGUUGUCAGUUUGGCUGGAGUACCCGUGGUUUGGGUUACUGCCAGUCAGGCAUUGUAUAGUUUCAUAGCUGGUGAACUUGUGCUAAUCUUCCACAAAAUAUUGUAAAAUAUUUUUUGCUGAAAUAUAAAGAUCAUGUUGAUGUACCA